AUUUCUUGUUAUCAGAGUAUCAAAACAAAGAUUUUCAGCGCCACUCUUUCAUUCAUCUCUCUCAGUUAGCUUUUGGCCUAAUAGAAAAUCAAGAAUCUUAGGCCAUGGCAAUGUCAAUUGGACAAUCCUAUACAGCUUCUACAUCAUUUGAUCAUCCAUUACAAAACCAGUUUUCAAGUUCAAAGCCAUAUUUAUCACCAUUUUUCUCCAAGCAGAUUGCACUCAGAAAAUGUGACAAAAUUAAUCUUUUGUCCAGGAAGCCUUUGUACAUUUCUGCAGUGAGUAAUUUUGGAUACAUUGAUGAAUCGAAGGAAACAUCAAAACCCCGCGAAUCUUUAGUCCAGUGCAAUGCCUACGAAGCUCGUCGAUCGCAGCCAAUACCGAUUAGCAUUGAAUUUGACGAAGAAGCUCAACAGGCUGCAGCGCAGAAGCUUAAGAUUGGCAUCUAUUUUGCUACAUGGUGGAGCCUGAAUGUGAUUUUCAAUAUCUACAACAAGAAGGUCCUCAAUGCCUUUCCAUUUCCUUGGCUCACUUCAACUCUGUCCUUAGCAGCUGGCUCUUUGUUGAUGUUAGUUUCAUGGGCUACAAGAAUUGCUGAAGCACCAAAGACUGAUUUUGAGUUCUGGAAAACUCUGUUUCCUGUUGCUGUUGCACAUACAAUUGGGCAUGUUGCAGCAACAGUAAGUAUGUCAAAAGUGGCAGUUUCAUUCACUCAUAUCAUCAAGAGCGGUGAGCCAGCUUUCAGUGUUUUGGUUUCAAGAUUUCUACUAGGAGAAGCUUUUCCUCUGCCAGUAUACCUAUCACUUCUGCCAAUUAUCGGAGGUUGUGCACUUUCUGCAGCCACUGAACUCAAUUUCAAUAUGACUGGUUUUAUGGGGGCUAUGGUAUCAAAUUUGGCAUUUGUGUUCAGAAACAUCUUUUCAAAGAAAGGCAUGAAUGGGAAAUCUGUUGGAGGAAUGAACUACUAUGCUUGUCUUUCAAUGCUAUCUCUAUUGAUUCUGACCCCUUUUGCGAUAGCUGUGGAGGGUCCUCAGGUUUGGGCAAUUGGAUGGCAGAAAGCAGUCUCCCAAAUUGGACCUAAUUUCAUAUGGUGGGUAGUAGCUCAGAGUGUCUUCUACCACCUCUACAAUCAAGUCUCUUACAUGUCCUUAAACGAGAUUUCUCCGCUAACAUUCAGUAUUGGGAACACCAUGAAGAGGAUAUCAGUUAUAGUCUCUUCAAUUAUCAUCUUCCAUACACCUGUUCAGCCAGUUAAUGCCCUUGGAGCAGCCAUUGCAAUUCUUGGAACAUUCCUCUACUCACAGGCAAAGCAAUAAGUUAUUAGACAGAUGAGAUGUUGGCACAAGCGUGAAGGCACUUGAGGAAGAAUCACAUUUGGACCAACAAUGAAACCUGACAGUGCAAGAGGGAAAUGAUCAGUUUAGGAGAGAAACCAUGUUGAAGGCCAAGGAAUAAUCUCUGGAUCUCUGAUCCACUAUAUUCUCUGCUCUUGGGACAAAAUGUGCAAUGUUCUUCCAGGAUUAAUUGCUAGAGGCAUUAUCUAGUAGGAUGCAGAGAGAUUGAUUAGUUCUGAGGAAAGAAAGAAUGCCUGGAUUUUUUUUUUUUUCAUUUUACUCUUCAGAAUCCAUUAACAAUUUUCUGGAAUGUAAUAUAUGUCUCAACCUGAAUGUUCAUCGUGAAAUAUUUGUUGUGUAAAAAAAGUUAGUAAUUCAGUUUUUGUAGCAUUCUCUGCCA
This is a messenger RNA of Coffea arabica (coffee), 1734 nucleotides long. RefSeq names its product glucose-6-phosphate/phosphate translocator 2, chloroplastic. The record is from RefSeq and is a predicted model, not a curated record. Lineage: Eukaryota; Viridiplantae; Streptophyta; Magnoliopsida; Gentianales; Rubiaceae. Gene Ontology annotation, molecular function: transmembrane transporter activity. Gene Ontology annotation, cellular component: membrane. Gene Ontology annotation, biological process: transmembrane transport.